Molecule: messenger RNA, 1444 nt
Organism: Vanessa tameamea
Lineage: Eukaryota; Metazoa; Arthropoda; Insecta; Lepidoptera; Nymphalidae
Product: transcription initiation factor TFIID subunit 7-like
Exons: 1
Coding region: 179-1324 (381 amino acids)
Biological process (GO): RNA polymerase II preinitiation complex assembly; transcription initiation at RNA polymerase II promoter
Cellular component (GO): transcription factor TFIID complex
Molecular function (GO): RNA polymerase II general transcription initiation factor activity
Source: RefSeq, a predicted model, not a curated record
UUAAAUUGAUAGCGAGGAUAGAGAAUUGUGUUUCAUGAUUUAUCUGAAAGAAAAUUACACUUUUUUUAAUUCGAUUGUGAAUGUGAAUUACUUUAUUUAUUUUCGAUUAUUUAUGACUUAUAAAUUUCAAUAUACUGGAAGAAUUUAAAUUUAUCGAUUUCCACUUCGUUUUCUUAAAAUGAGUCGGGAUAAACGAGAAACUGAAUACCCAGUACAAUUAGAAACUCAAUUUAUAAUUAGGUUGCCUGAAGAACCUGCAAAAGUGUUAAGAGAAUUAAUAACGUCUGGCGAAAAUUUCAAAAAUAGAGUAAAAAUACAAAUACAUGAUGAUUUGCGACACGGUGAACUUAGAGUUGAUCAUUGGUUGUUACAUACUAAAAUUGUAGAUUUACCAACCAUUGUAGAGUCAUGGAAAACAAUAGACAGAAAAAGUCUAUAUAAAACAGCUGAUAUUUGUCAGAUGAUGAUAUGUAAGGAAGAAUUAGAUGACACAACAGAAGAUGAGGCACCUACCAAAAAUAAAAAAAAGGAUCCAUUAAAAGUUGAUAAAAAAUAUCUGUGGCCACAUGGAAUCACUCCACCUACCAAGAAUGUAAGAAGACGACGUUUCAGAAAAACUUUAAGAAAAAAGUGUGCCGAGUCACCUGAAAUAGAGAAAGAAGUAAAGAGGCUAUUAAGAGCAGACAAUGAGGCUGUCAGUUUUACAUGGGAAGUAGUUAAGGAGGAAGAUGAGCAUGUUCCUAAAAAAGAAUCAUCUGCAAAUUCUCAGAAAGCAAAAGUAAAGAAAGAGUCUCAUAAAAAUGCAACUGUUGUUACAAAUCAACCUUCAAAAGUGGAAGACAUAUUUGGAGGAGCUUUAAGUGACAGCGAUGCAGAUGAUGAAAAUGUAAAUGUUGAUUUAGAAGACAGUAGAACAUCUGCAUAUGAUGACUCAUUAUCUGAUGUAAAUUCUGUCCUUGGAUUGCAAGCAAUGAGAAAUUGUCAUAUAACUCCAGAGACCAAGCCAGAUUUAAUUGAAACUAAAAAGAAAAAGUUCAAUCCACACAAAAGUAGUACUUCUAUGAUUAAUGAAUCUACUGUUUGUUAUGAACUAGAUAAUAUUCAGCAACAAUCAACUAGUUACAACAGCUCAAGUACACAAUUGCAAGAACUUGUAACAGAACUAGAAGAAUUAAAGCAAAGGAGACAAAGAACUCAACUUGAAAUAUCGAGGAUGGAAAAUAUGACAUUAAGACAAAGAUUUCAGGACAUAUUAAAAACAUUAAAUAAGGAAAUAGUUAUGAAAGAGAUGGAGUAUCAUAAGUUAAAGUCUAGUUCUAAAUAAACAAUACUCUUAUUACCAGUUAAAUAAUAUCAUUUAUAUAAUCUCAAUUAUUCCUAGUUAUCUUGAUAUUAGUUACUUUGCUUAAAAUAUACUAUUUAAAGGUCAGUAUUAAAUUAUAUA